AUGCAAUCUAAUGAUUCAAGCAGAAGAAGAUUGUUUUUACAUUCUCUAGCAGCUGAAGAACCGUAGAAAAUGUAAAAUAUGUAAUUCAUCUCCUAUUUAUUAUUAGAUCAGCCAAUGGAUCUUUAGUACUUAGUCAGUUUCGUCUUAACUCUAAAGGUCUUACCUUCACCAAAAGUAAUAUUUAUUUUAAUCCCCAUUAGACAUUACUUAUAUGGAAUCACAACAUUUUAAGGAUCUCAAAUUAGACGAUUUUGAAAUUGUUUGUAAAUUAGGAUAAGGAAAUUAUGGUAGUGUUGAGAAAGUACUACAUAAACCUACUUAAGAUUAUUAUGCAUUAAAAGUAUCAUAAUUUCUUAUCCUCAUAGAAAAUACAUUAUGUUAGCAAUGAUAUUUAGGAAUCACUAUUGAAGAAAGAAUUAAAGGCUUUAAUUGAUUGCAAUUCAUAAUAUGUUGUUUAAUGUUAUGGAGCAUUUUAUUCUAAAGGAGAAAUCUAUAUUGUUAUGGAGUACAUGGAUAUGGGAUCAUUGUAGAUAAUCUUAGAAAAAACCAAAAAAAUACCAGAAUCAAUUACAAUGUUGAUAAUUAAAGAAGUUCUUUAAGGGUUAGAUUAUUUGCAUACAAAUAAACAUAUCAUACAUAGAGAUAUCAAACCUCAUAAUAUCUUAAUAAAUAAAAAGGGAGAAGUUAAAAUUGGUGAUUUUGGAAUUUGUUCUGUUAGUGAGAAUUCAGAUUAGAAAUUUGAUACAUUUAUUGGUACAAUUUAAUAUAUGUCUCCUGAAAGAUUAAAUGGAGAAGAGUAUGGAUAUGAUUGUGAUAUUUGGAGUGUAGGAAUGAUGACUAUGUAAUGUAUAACAGGUCUCUUACCAUUUGAAUUUGAUGCCAAAAAAAUGAGUAUGAUAGAAUACAUUUAAAUGAGUAAGAAUUUUAAGAUUGAUGAAUACUUUCAAUAACAUAAACAUGGAAUUUCUGAAAACACUAUCUUAUUUAUAUCUAAAUGGUAUUAUUAUUUUUUUUAUUAAUCUUUUUUAGUUUGCAAUAAGAACCAAAACAUAGAACUAAAGCUUAAGAAUUAUUAUAAACAAAAGCUAUCAAGUACACAUAGUCUCUAAAGAUUGAUGUAUUUAAACAAUGGUUGUAGUUGUCUAUAGAGGAAAUUUGA
Messenger RNA from Paramecium sonneborni, 1159 nucleotides. Lineage: Eukaryota; Ciliophora; Oligohymenophorea; Peniculida; Parameciidae. The record is from the annotation of a GenBank genome assembly.